Molecule: messenger RNA, 2217 nt
Organism: Wallemia ichthyophaga EXF-994
Lineage: Eukaryota; Fungi; Basidiomycota; Wallemiomycetes; Wallemiales; Wallemiaceae
Exons: 2
Coding region: 1-2217 (738 amino acids)
Biological process (GO): ribosomal large subunit biogenesis
Cellular component (GO): nucleoplasm; nucleolus; Noc1p-Noc2p complex
Source: RefSeq, a predicted model, not a curated record
AUGGCUAAAUUGGGCAAACAGACAAAGAAAUUCUCUCAAUCGGGUAAAUUAAAGAAUCAGCUUGAUAAUCGUAAGAAAGUAAAAGCUGUCAAGGAUAAGCGUGAUGUUAGACAGAAGAAGGCCCAGGCAAAGAAGGAUCAUAAGCCAAAGAAUAAGAAUAACCCUGACCAAUCAAAUGAUUCUGCAAAUCAACCUGAGAUUGACUCAAACGCUGAAGAAAGCGAGGAUGACGAUCUCCCUGAUCACUCUCACUCUCAAAACGUUGACGACGUACUCAAUAUGCAACUUAGUGGUGAUGACAAUGAUGAUGACGCCGAUGACUCCGAUGGCUCCGAAGGCGUUAACGUCUCAGACGCUGAGGCUGAAAACUCUGACGCUGAACUCGAUGAAAAGUCUCACACCGAAGCAAUCAAAAACCUCAGCAAAACUGAUCCAGAAUUCUACAAAUUCUUAAAGGAGAAUGAUAAUGAAUUGUUACAAUUCAAUGGCUCUGACGAUGACCAGGAUGACCUGAAUGAAAAGUCCGUACCCGAGGAUUCUGAUGACGAGGAGGCCGCUGCUUUAGCUGAAUUUGACGGCGAGAAGAAGAGAUCUACGACAAAGCUUACCAAAAAGAUGCUCAGAGAUUGGCAAAGGGCUAUCAUCCACCAUCGUAGCUUGAGGUCCUUCAAAAAGCUCAUCCUUGCCUUCAGAUCUGCCGCCUUCUCAACUGACUUUGAAGACAUGCCUAAAAAGCAAUCUCAAAACUUUACUUACGACAUCGAGUCGGCUGAUCUUUUCAAUAAAGUCAUUCUCACUACUUUCAAAUUCACCCCCAUAGUCCUUAACCACCAUUGGCCGUGUAAGGAGCUCGAUAAUGGUAGAUUUAAAAUCUCACCAUCCCCUAACUCUAUCCUCCCUAAGCUACUCUCAACCUACGUCAACAGCGCCCUAUACUUGAUAUCACAUUUCCCUGCUACGUCUGACAACCUCGACGAGGAGAGUGAAGAUGACGGCGGUAUUCUCAAAGUCGCCGUUAGUGAGGUUGGUAAGAUUAUUCCAUACAUAGUCGGUGGGAGGAAAGGUAUAAAGUCUCUGCUCAAGACUCUCCUCGAUUUGUGGUCUUCCGCCACCGAUAGUGUUCGUAUCGCAGCGUAUAUGUCCGUACGCAAGAUUGCCUUGGCUGGUGAUGCCAGUGUAGUAGAUCUAGUUUUGAAGUCAACAUACCUCACAUUCGUCAGAGCAUGCAAACAAACUAGCAUUCACACCCUGCCACAGAUUAAUCUCAUGAAAAACACGGCUGUGGAAUUGUACACACUCGACCACGGUGCAUCCUAUCAGCAAGCAUUUGGUUACAUAAGACAACUUGCGAUACUGCUCAGAGGAUCAAUGAAAACUAAAAUUAAAGAAUCUUUUAAACAGGUAUACAAUUGGCAAUAUGUUCAUUGUGUCGAUUUCUGGAGCUUAGUAUUGAGCUUAGCGAACGACAAGACAGCACCUGAGUCUGAACUCCAAGCGUUAAUCUAUCCUUUGGUGCAGGUUAGUUUGGGUGCUGUGCGUCUCGUGCCAACUUCGAGAUACUUCCCACUGCGCUUCCACAUGCUGAGAUCGUUGCUGAGACUGGAGCAGCGCACCGGAGCGUACAUACCAAUCUCAGCGCCGCUAUUAGAGAUACUUUCAUCUGCAGAAUUCAAACGCGCGCCUAAAAAGUCCACCUUGAAGCCUAUAGACUUUGAAUUUUAUAUUAGAGUACCAACGUCGUACAGUCGCACUCGCGUCUAUGUCGAGGAAUUGGCGGAUGAACUCAUAUAUAUUCUCGCAGAAGCAUUCAUGACAAUAGGCACGAGUAUCGCGUUCCCAGAAUCGAUCGUACCUGUCGUGCAUAUACUCAGAAAAACGAUGAAAAAGUGCCCUUCUGGACAGAAAGUUGUCGGUCAAUUCAAGUCACUGGUCGAGAGACUGGAGGCACAGGCUAAGUUUAUCGAGAAUGAGAGAGUCAAGAUAGACUUCAGUCCCGGUGAAAGAGGACAGAUUGAUCGAUUUUUGGAAAGCACUUCAGUUGAAUCAACCACUCUCGGCGCUUUUGUUAAGAUAUUGAGGAAGGCGAGAGAGCAGAAACGCACGCAGUCGGUGGAGAUUAAGGAUGAUGACAGCGAUCUCGAGGCUGCGCCUGAUGCUGAGGAGGAGGAUGGCGAUGAGGACGACGAGGAGGUUGAAAUGGACGAGGAUGAAGAGUAG